Didymodactylos carnosus is the source of this 423-nucleotide messenger RNA. NCBI's taxonomy places the organism in Eukaryota, Metazoa, Rotifera, Eurotatoria, Philodinida, Philodinidae. The record is from the annotation of a GenBank genome assembly.
AUGACAUAUACAGCAAUACGUUUCUUCGACAUUAAAUGGGAAGAUGCCGAUAACUAUUUGAAAAGUAUUGGUUUUAUGACUGCAGAAACUUCUCAUAAAUGGGCAGCAGUGUUUAUCAAAGGAGAUUAUGAAGAGUUUUCAAACGAUUUACGUGAUGGUAAACAAGCUGAUUCAUUCGAUGUGUUUCCCGAAAUUGAAGCAGAUGCGAAAGAAUUUGUCGUUGAAGCGUGUUCUAAAAAGUCAGGGGAAUUCAAGGCUUUGGAUUUGGCUCAGUUUAUUGAUGAAAAAUACUAUGAAUUAACGGGAAUUCAAAAACAAAUUGGCGACGAUUUUAUAAGAUCUGAAAGAAGUUGUCGUGUGAAUCUUCGUAGAUGGGGAGCCAAGUUUGAAGCAAAUUUACAACGUCCUCAUAUUUAUAUAUAA